This is a messenger RNA of Pseudophryne corroboree (corroboree frog), 3536 nucleotides long. It is a transcript of the gene TAB1, whose product is annotated as TGF-beta activated kinase 1 (MAP3K7) binding protein 1. The coding region runs from base 134 to 1636 and encodes 500 amino acids. Gene Ontology annotation, molecular function: protein serine/threonine phosphatase activity. Gene Ontology annotation, biological process: protein dephosphorylation. The record is from RefSeq and is a predicted model, not a curated record. Gene Ontology annotation, cellular component: cytosol. Lineage: Eukaryota; Metazoa; Chordata; Amphibia; Anura; Myobatrachidae. The transcript is spliced from 11 exons.
GGUGUGCCUGUUUGGAAAACCCAGCAAGCUGUAACUGCCUAUUCUGGCCACUAGAUGUCGCAGUGAUACCAAUUGUGCGGCGAUUCCAACUUUCACGUGAUCCCAAGCAGCCGCUCGUCACUUCUGGUCCAAGAUGGCCGCGCUGAGGGGGAGUCUGCUGCAAAGUGAGCAGCUGAGUUGGACAGAUGACCUCCCCCUCUGCCACCUGUCUGGAGUGGGAUCAGCUACAAACCGAACCUAUAACUCUGAAGGGUUGGGGAAGGAGGAACACCCCUGUGAAGACAACUGGUUGAAGUUCAGGGGAGAGAAUAAUAUUUAUCUAUACGGCGUGUUCAAUGGAUAUGAUGGUACCAGAGCCACUAACUUUGUGGGUCAGCGGUUGUCAGCAGAACUACUAUUGGGGCAGUUGCACUCUGACGUUACUGAUGCAGAGGUCCAGAGAGUAUUGUUACAGGCAUUUGAUGUGGUGGAGCGAAGUUUCCUUGAGUCUAUUGAUGAUUCUUUAGCAGAAAAAGCAAGCCUCCUGUCCCAGCUGCCAGAGGGUACAGUCCAUCAGCAGCUCCCCAGCCAGUACCAGAAGAUUGUAGAGCGGCUAAACACUCUAGAGAAGGAAAUUUAUGGGGGCGCAAUGGUUAUUGUGGUGUUAGUUCUGAACAACAAACUUUAUGUCGCUAAUGUCGGUACCAACAGAGCUCUACUAUGCAAGUCCACAGUGGAUGGACUACAGGUCACACAGCUUAAUGCUGAUCACACAACAGAAAAUGAGGAUGAGAUAUUCCGACUCUCCCAGCUGGGUUUAGACACAACCAAGAUAAAACAGGUGGGUCUGAUUGGAGGCCAAACAAGCACCCGCAGAAUUGGGGAUUACAAGGUCAAGUAUAACUACAGUGACAUGGAAUUGUUGAGUGCUUCCAAAUCUAAGCCAGUCACAGCAGAGCCAGAAAUUCAUGGAUGCCAACCACUGGAUGGAGUUACAGGUUUUCUGGUGCUUAUGUCUGAGGGGCUUUACAAGGCGCUGGAAGCUGCACAUGGGCCUGGCCAAGCCAAUCAGGAGAUAGCAGCAAUGAUUGCAACAGAGUUUGCCAAGCAGGGUUCUUUGGAUGAUGUGGCACAGGCAGUGGUGGAAAGGGUCAAGAGGAUUCAUCAUGACACUUUUGUCAGCGGUGGCGAACGGGCCAAGUUCUGCUCUAAACAUGAGGACAUGACCUUGCUUGUCCGGAACUUGGGGUACCCUUUGGAGGAGAUUAACCAGCCUACACUCACACCUACCCAGGGUGGUCGAGUAUAUCCUGUGUCUGUGCCAUAUUCCAAUGCACAAAACACUAGUAAGACGAGUGUAACCCUAUCACUGGUGAUGCCGUCACAGGGGACAUUGGUGAAUGGAACUCAUAGCAGUUCAACUCUAGAUGGGACGACACCAACAAUGCAGUCACCUAGUGCAACUCUCCAGUCCACCAACACUCAUACUCAGAGCAGUAGCUCCAGCUCAGAUGGUGGCCUCUUUCGCUCCCGCCCAUCACAGUCCCUGCAACCAGAUGAGGACGGCCGCGUAGAACCUUAUGUUGAUUUCACAGAAUUCUAUCGGCUCUGGAACAUGGAAAACGGUGACCUUGCAGCUCUGGUCCCUGCUCAGUGAGCCGGGUAGUAUAUUUGGGUCAUGUGCUCUUAUAUCCAUCAUUGACUGUGUCUUUUUAAAUGAAACUGCGAGAAAAACAUUUCAUUGAGUGGCAAACAAUGACUAUUCAUCAUUUUGGCUAAGUAAUCACCUGCUCUUUUAAACUUUGCUGACAGCAAGCCAGUACAUUUGAGGAUGUGGAUAUCUGAACUGGUUCUCUUUUACUCUUGCAAACUUUCACUGAAGUACAUUAUAAUGGAUCCAUCAACUUUCACACAAAUCCAUAUGUUAGUGUUAAAGAUACUAUAAAUGCAGAAGUGUUUUAACAUUUCAUGUCUUGUCUGAAACGGGUGUGGUAUAUUAGACAGAUAAGAGGUCGACAUUCAAUGGGUAGUCAGUCAAAAGGUCAACUUGAAAAAGGUUGACAUAAAAAAGUUGUUCACCACAAGGUUACUACAAGUAAUAGUUUGUGACAUGGAUAGUAAAUACAGCAAAAGUUGUAAAGAUAUGAAAAAUCCCUAAAACACACGUCGACCAUAUGUCUAUCGACCUUUUGACCCUGUCGACCCUAUGGUGUCGACAUAUUGACUGUCGACCUUUUAACUGUCUGUCUAACAAGCACCUCCCCUCUGAAACCAUGGUGCUGUUUGAAUUGAGACACCAGAAAAUCCGUAGGUUUAACAGUCUUGUGAUUAUCAUCUCCCAGAUUUCCCUCCUGAUUGCUCAUGCUUGCCCUGAGUAUUAUCAGCUAAAACCAGCACUGACACAAAUAUCUUUUCCGACAUUGACCUUUACAUAGUGGCAAUAAACAUAUUGUAUCACUGAGAACUUUUCCUGAAGAACACCUUAAUGGCCAGUGUACCUUAUACAAACAUAAAUUAGGCCCUGUGUUUGAAAAAUGACCGGGACUGCCCACUUUAUGCCCCCCCCCACCCCCCCCCAAAAGCUUUGAUAAAUCCCUCCCUAAUUAUGUAUCUAUCUAUAGAGAUUUUUCCUCUUUUUCCCUUUCUUGCUGCUCAGUGAGCUCCGGCACUGACCUGUACAUAUCAUUCAUUUUUAAAUGUGAUGUGCAAUGAUUUAGAGGCCUGUUUUCAGUAGACCAGUUCCAGGUAUAAAGCUAUGAAGUGCAGCAAUGUAGCCUUUGCUUUGAGUUUCUGUGUAUAAAUGACAUCUCAGCCCAAGGCCUAACCAUGGUUUAUGUACGUGUUGGCAGUCAAGAACUAGUUAAUAUUGUUACAUUCCAGUGAGCUCAAAUUAGAUCAUGACCAUUUAUUGUUGUUUUUUGGCUUGAAUAUUGAAGCGUUGAAGGCCAAUAUAAGCAAAGCCAAACCUAUAUUGCGAAAAGGUAUAAUCAUUUUAUUCCACCACCAGAAUAAGAAUUUCUAACGCAAGUGCUCGUUUUAGCAUGAAUGACUUUACUGCAGUAGUGUGUGGUUACAGGGAACUGAGAGGCUUCUCUUGGAAUGGACAUUCUUGAAAUCUUUUCAACUAUUUCUCCACAUUUGGCAGCAAAUGUGUAAUUCUCAUGCACCACUACAGUUAUAUUAAAUGUCUGUUUAAUAUUACCAUGACCUAGGUCUAACAUGUUGGAUAUAAUGAAACAUUAGAUGUCACUUCUUUUUUGCUUGCUCAUAGUAAACAGGAUACUGGAUGACUGAACAGACAAAGAAUAAAGCCCUAAAUUUAGACAACAUAAUUAUAAGCAAAUGCAAUGCAAAACAGUAUGUAUGUCCCUUAAGUACAUGUGCAGAGAAAUGGAGACAUUUGAAUAUAUAUAAAUAUAUAUACAUACAUACAUACAUACAUACAUACAUACAAUAAAAUAUAAUGUAUUCUGGGGGGUAGGGGGGGGUUGUUUAAUUUUUUUAUGUUGUUCUGUUCAUGUCUGUAAACACAGAAUAAAACCAGCAUAUUUGUUUGA